GCAGCUGACAUAAACAUAUUAGUUGAAACAGCUUUAUGCUCAAAUGACAAUGAUGAUGAUUAUUCUCUUGAAGGAUUUGAUCUAUUUAGAAAUGACAUUGAGCCACAAAUUGUUACCCGAACUCCAUAUGGAAGUGCUAUUUAUAUUAAGAAUUUGUUAGAUUGCAUAACACUUCCAUUCAGAUACAAUUACAAUAAAGUAGAGAUAACUAUAACUGUGAUCAACCAUCCUUCGUCAAAUGGGCAUCAGGGCAUUCAUAUUGUUAGUAUAUAUCGUUCCCCAACUAAAGUUAAAUUUAGUCAAUUUAUUGAAGCAUUAGAUCAUCUCCAAACAACUCAACUUGUGAACCAGCGAGCAAUUGUUUUUGGAGAUUUCAAUGUCGAUUUGAGCAAGAAUUCCCAUGAACACAAAGCUCUUUUAUCAAAUAUGGUUCAAUCCAAAGGUUAUACUCAACUUAUCACUAAUUGUACAACAGAUUACCAAACUCAAAUAGAUCACAUAUACACAAAUAUUCCAAGGUUAAUAUACACUUCAGGUAUUCUUGAGUCAUAUUAUAGUGAUCACAAACCAAUAUUUGCUUGCAUCAGACUGUAA
Molecule: messenger RNA, 594 nt
Organism: Paramuricea clavata
Lineage: Eukaryota; Metazoa; Cnidaria; Anthozoa; Malacalcyonacea; Plexauridae
Source: the annotation of a GenBank genome assembly